AUGGAUGUAGCUUACGACCACAUCCAGGAGGAGAGCCUCGCUUCCUCCGGCAACCCCCAUGACUCCGAUAGCCCCGGCGAGUCAUCGUCCUCCUCUGGCCAGCGGCAAGACUUGACCAGCGAAUUACAAGACUCUCUUCGUCUGAUAUCAGCCCAACCAUGGGGUGCCCGUCUUGGUGGGCUGUGGAGCAAUGUACGGAAGCAGUCAGAGACUUAUUACGAGGGUGCUCGCCAGGAGUACACCGCAGCGAGUGAGGAAGCCAUCAGGGGAUUCACCGGCCUGAGGGCUACCCUAAUUGACCGAACGAGAGGCCUUUCGAUUAGCGGAUUAAACACGAAUGAUGAAACGGACGAAGCGGUAGGAGAUAGAGGCGAGCCGUCAACGGCCGAUGAUGCGGCAACGAUAAAACCGAGUGAUAAAGCAGGUACUGGCAGCGAUAGUGCAGAGGCAGAAGGCGAAGGAUUCAUUUCACGGUUCCGUUCAGAAGCGGCCAAACGACUAAAGGAUCUCGAGAAGGCUGAGGAUGCAGCAGAUGAAGCUCUACUCAAGUUUGGCACGAAUAUUCGGAACUUCCUACGUGAGGCCGUCAGCAUUGCCCCGCCUAGUUCAACAGACGAGAAAACGGAUGGAAAAGUACUUUUUGAGAGCAGAGACUCGGAUGGUAAGAGGGUUAUACAUACUACCCGAUUUGAGGCUCAGCUUCAUGCCAUCCACUCUAGCUUAGAAGGGUUCUCAGAGGACCCCGCCAGUAAGGAGUGGGACAUGUUCAAGGAUAACUUCGAAGUCGAGAAGAAGACAGAGAACAUUGCAACAGAUCUAGAGAAAUACCCUGAGCUUCGUAAGGCUAUGGAGGCACUCGUCCCGGAGAAAGUCGAAUACAGUGACUUCUGGCGUCGAUACUAUUUCCUACGACUUAAAAAAGCAUCUACGGACGAAGAUGAAGAAGUUGCAUGGGACGAAGAUUCCGACUCCGACUCCCCUGCCACUCCACAAGCUGCAUCUCCUUCGAAACCAUCUAGCAAAGUUACAACGGGCAGUACACAAAGCAACGAACAUCUACAACCCGAAGAUCCGCGCCGUUCGAAUGACCUCCAAUCUCAAGCUGGGAGCGAUGCAAGCUACGAUCUUGUUAGCGGUGCCACAAGCCAUUCUCCUAGUAGCCCGAAGGAGAAACUAUCCAGCGCACCAGCCAAGGACGAUGAUAGUGAUGAAGAAGACUGGGAGUGA
Nannizzia gypsea CBS 118893 is the source of this 1227-nucleotide messenger RNA. RefSeq lists its product as hypothetical. Gene Ontology annotation, cellular component: cytoplasm. The record is from RefSeq and is a predicted model, not a curated record. NCBI's taxonomy places the organism in Eukaryota, Fungi, Ascomycota, Eurotiomycetes, Onygenales, Arthrodermataceae. The coding region runs from base 1 to 1227 and encodes 408 amino acids. The transcript has 2 exons.